AUGCGCUCCGCAGCAGCUUUCACUCUCGCCCUCUCGGCUCUUUCCUUCCAGUCCGUCUCCGCCAGCGUCGUUGCUGGAGCUGUCACGUCAGCUGGAUGUUUCGACAGCUCCAGUGGUCUCACUCAAUCAGACACAUACAACUAUCAGUCAAAGGGCCACUGUCAGCAGCUAUGCGUCAAGGCCAAUGCCGUCGUUAUGGCCAUGUCCAACGGCAAUGAAUGUUGGUGUGGCAACACCCUGCCACCAAAGAGCAGCUUGCAGAGCGACUCGGAGUGCAGCACCACCUGCGUCGGAUACCCCUCGGACAUGUGUGGUGGUAACGGUGUUUGGAGCGUCUACUACACAAGUUCCGAUACUGAUGUCGACAACUACGGCGGUGGCUCCUCAUCUGGCUCUUCGUCAAGCUCGGCCAAGUCGUCUGCUGCCGCCUCAUCAUCCACCACUGCAGCCGCCUCGUCAGUAACAAGCGCAACAUCCGCAUCCGCUGCAUCGGACAAGGCAACUGUCAUCACCAGCAUUGCUCCUGGCAAGACUGUCAUCAUCACACAAGCUCCCGCUUCCCAGGCCACAACCACUGCCCCUGACGCCGAAAAGUCUCACAAGGGUGGCUCCAACACUGCCGGAAUUGCCGCUGGUGUUGUCGUCGGUAUCGUUGUUCUUGCUGCUCUUAUCGGUGCCGCCUUCUUCUUCUGGCGCCGCAAGCAACGCCGUGAUGCAGAGACUGGCCACCAACAGCUCAACGACUACUCAGGCUCUUCCAAACCUAUGGCUUUCAGACCUGCCGCAGGUCCGGAUUCACGCAUCGACCCCGAAGCCAUGGCCCAAAGAAGAAUGAGUGAUGGUAGCAUUGCCGAUAACGAAGACUACUCGAGGAGGAUAUUGAAGGUCACCAACGCUUAG
Messenger RNA from Aureobasidium pullulans EXF-150, 900 nucleotides. RefSeq names its product WSC-domain-containing protein. Gene Ontology annotation, cellular component: plasma membrane. The transcript is spliced from 3 exons. NCBI's taxonomy places the organism in Eukaryota, Fungi, Ascomycota, Dothideomycetes, Dothideales, Saccotheciaceae. The record is from RefSeq and is a predicted model, not a curated record. Bases 1 to 900 code for a protein of 299 amino acids.